AAAGAAUUAAAAUCAGUCUCAGAAGCUUCUCAGUUCUAUCAAACUUGCAAAAAUGGUUUUCUGAGACUCUGACGUUAAGACCAUCGUUUCCCUUUCCCAUCUCUCAAUCUCCAUCAUCACGUCCUUCCAUCUGCUCAUUUCCUUGAUUUCUACCCGAAAAAUUCUAUCUAACAGAAGAGGAAUACCCAAUUCAAGUAAGAAGAGGAAGAAAACCCCAUUUUUUAUCCCCAAUAUUUCACAGAUCCUUCUAGAUCUAAGCUAGAGAUAAAUCUAAACACUAAAAAACAGUGGAGGGUUAAUCUUACAUUAUAUUUAAUUGGUUGGGUUUUGGGUGUUUUGAUCGAAAUUAUUCAAGAUGAAUAUCUUCAGAUUAGCUGGUGAUAUGACCCAUUUGGCCAGUGUUCUUGUUUUGCUUCUCAAGAUCCAUACCAUCAAAUCAUGUGCUGGUGUUUCGUUGAAGACUCAGGAACUUUAUGCAAUUGUUUUUGUGACGCGCUACUUGGAUAUCUUUACGGACUUCAUAUCACUGUAUAACACUGUCAUGAAGCUUAUAUUUCUCAGCAGCUCCUUUUCAAUUGUCUGGUACAUGAGAAGUCAUAAGAUUGUCAGGCGGUCGUAUGACAAGGACCAAGAUACCUUCCGACACUGGUUCUUGAUAUUGCCUUGCUUACUCUUGGCUUGCCUUAUCAAUGAGAAAUUCAGCUUUAAUGAGGUCAUGUGGACUUUCUCCUUGUACCUGGAAGCAGUUGCCAUACUUCCCCAAUUGGUAUUGUUGCAGAGAACUAGAAACAUUGACAACCUGACUGGACAAUAUGUGUUUCUUCUAGGGGCAUACCGUUCAUUGUACAUCGUCAAUUGGAUUUACCGCUACUUCACUGAGCCUCACUAUGUCCACUGGAUACCAUGGCUAGCUGGGAUUAUUCAGACAUUGUUGUACGCUGACUUCUUUUACUAUUACUUCGAGAGCUGGAAAAACAAUAGAAAGCUCCAGUUACCAGCUUAAGCAUUUCGAAAAAGUUUCUUGGGUUGUUAUUCUCUUGGUUUCUUGAAAAAUGUAUUGCUGACAAUCUAUGCAACGCAAUGCCCGAACUUGUGUGAUUUUCAUGAAUAUGGUUAUCCGAUUAUGUUUAGCCUAGCUCUUUUUGUUAGCAAAUCUGGUUAUCACCAUGUAUUUUUGGGUAUUUGCAACUCAGUACGGAACUACUUAGUAUAAUAGUAUACACUCAGAAUUUUAGAUUAUUUCCUGUCAAUUAAAGGCAUUAUUUAUUUCCUUAAAUAGUGAAACCGAACCUUAUAGAUUA
Messenger RNA from Spinacia oleracea (spinach), 1301 nucleotides. RefSeq names its product ER lumen protein-retaining receptor. Gene Ontology annotation, biological process: protein retention in ER lumen. Gene Ontology annotation, cellular component: membrane. NCBI's taxonomy places the organism in Eukaryota, Viridiplantae, Streptophyta, Magnoliopsida, Caryophyllales, Amaranthaceae. The transcript is spliced from 6 exons. The coding region runs from base 356 to 1003 and encodes 215 amino acids. The record is from RefSeq and is a predicted model, not a curated record. Gene Ontology annotation, molecular function: ER lumen protein retrieval receptor activity.